CCCGUCGCGGAUGUACGCGUAGUAAAGAAAAACGUGCUUCCGCGGCGUUUCCUUUUCAGUGAUCGAGUGCGAUUUAAUCAGUGUGCGAAAAACAAAACAAACUGUAACGUUCUCGAUUUUCGUAGCAUCGUCGAUUCGGAGCGCGCUCCGAACAGUCAUCGAUCGUGAACGCUUUCGAUCGGACCUAUUUAAAUUCCAACGAAGGAGGGAAUCGCUCGGUAAUCGCGCAACGAGCGCUGACCUUUCUUAUCUGUUUCGUCGAAUUGUUUUUCCGCAAAAGUUCAGUCGAAUAUUUAUCCGGCUACGAUUGAGCGAACCGAGGGUUACGGUGUAUGCGCGGGAAAGAAUACGAUUCUAAAAUAUCACGAUCCGGAGCCUAUCUCCGGCUACGCUAAUUUCGCGUUCGCGUAUUACGAGCGAGGGGCACGAGUUCUCUCGAGCCGCGUUUCUUUUUCCCGAACAAAAGGGUACGGGAGUAGCGGCGCGAGCAACGAGGAGAGACGCGCGGAACGAGAAAGACGAAGGGGAAGAAAGACGGAUAGCAGGAAAGAAUCGGGUAGUGGGAGAGGGGAAGGGAGAAACACAGGCGGUCUCGCGCAUCUCUGCGCGCGACGAAGGCAACCGAGCUUCUUUGGACCUCAGGAGACUAUAGUCGACUAUUUUAACUUGAACGCUAUGUACUGUAGCGUAUUUUGUCGCUGACUCCACGAAGACACCGUGCAUCGUUAUCUUCCGCUUUUUUUUUUCGUCUCCUGCUCGCGUUCGCGUCGCGAAAUUCGUCGACACCGGUUCGGACCUAUCUUAACAACAGCGUAGAACGUCUUCGAGCACGAGGCAACGGAGAACGAGAAGAAAAACGUCGAUCGACUCGAGCUCGGGAUCGAGAACGAUCAUGCUAUGCGUGUUUCCCGUGUAACGAUUCAAACGUUGACUUUUUUACGCGCGUGCUUUCGUAGAAAGUUUCGAAGUUGUGCCAAGUGUGUCGAAACGAAGUCGCUCGUAUAGUUCGAAUCAAAUUUGUGCCGCGCGACGACGCUAGCACCGAAACAGUGAUUCACCGCGUCCGGACCGAGGUCCGAGAGGUCUACGAAGUCGUCGAUCGUUCUCACGGAAGUUGCGACUUUGACAGCUCCGACCACGGCUGAUCGACGAAAAUAACGGAAAAAUAAGUGAAGGGACGCACCGUCAAGGGAAGUAAUUCGACCACGGAUUCGAGCUAACUCGCGCGUAAAUGCUACGAAUAUCUUCGGUACAGAGGCGUUGAUUGACCCAGGGCCCGGGUCGGUUUGGCUUCGAGAACGAACACGACGAUUGGCCCCGUGACGACCGUCAGCUAGGCGGAAGGAAGGAAGGAAGGCAGGAAGGAAGGAAGGAAGGAAGGAAGGAAGGAAGAAGGCGAUUAGGGAUCAGGUUUGAAGCAGAGGCUACGAAUCUUGUAUCAGAACCAGGAGCGCGCAUGCUUCAGCAACGAGGCAGUUCAGUACCGACACCACCCGCGACGUCAUCGUCCAACAUGUUUCCCCAACAGUAUUGUCUACGAUGGAAGUACCAUCACAGCAACCUACAGACCAUGUUCUCACAGUUGCUCGAACGGCAGGCUUAUUGCGACGUCACCCUGGCCUGCGAGGGCAAGACUCUGAGAGCACACAAGGUGGUUCUGUCGGCGUGCAGCACGUACUUUGACACAAUUCUGUCCCAGUACGAGGAGAAGGAUCCGAUCGUCAUCAUGCGGGACGUGAAGUUCUCCGAUAUCAAAGUCCUGGUCGAGUUCAUGUACAAAGGAGAGAUCAACAUCGAUCACACGAGAUUGUCGUCUCUGUUGAAAACCGCCGAGGAUCUGCACAUCAAGGGUCUGGCAGAGGUAAGCUGGCGUAGCGAUUCCACGCAGAACGAAAUGAGCAACAGCGGUCACAGUCCUGGCGCGGCAACUCCAGGCGUCGAGACGGUCCUCAGGGAAGGAGACGCCGACGAACCACCACCCCCGAAACAGAGACGCAGAGGUCGUCCGCCUCUGGACGAUCCACCCUCGGCUCACGAUGUGUUCACGCCAAAAAUCACGUGUAUUACCGGAAAUGAGGAAAUGAUGAGCGAGGGCGGUGACCAUGAGAGCUGGGACGACGAGAUGAUGAUGAACGAGAAUAACGAAACGCCACUGCCGGUGCUAUCAUACAUGCCCAAAGACGAAAACAUAUCCGACCAGGAGAAAAAAGCGCCUACCACUCCCUCGAAUUCCAACGUCACGAACCUAUCGAUCCCCGAGCAAUUCCGAGACGUCGUGAAGAUGAACGAUUACCUGACGACAGGACGCCGCCAAGAGUUCUGGGAGGAGCCGUUCACGCGACGCGUUAUGGAUGCCAUUAAGAGCAAAGAACUGGAAAUGAAGACUGCCGCCGAGAUACUUGGCGUGUCCUACGGAACCCUCUACGGCAGAUAUCGCGACAGUUAUGGUUGCCUUAAACAUCCGUAUAGAGUAAGGGACUUUUGGUCCGAGCCAGGCCCGGCAGAAGUGUUGGCGAAACUACGAAGGAAAGAGAUCACGUUAUUCCGUGCGGCCGAGUUCCUCAAUGUGACCGUCCAUACGUUGGCGACCUAUUUGUCGACGCUUCAGGGCCCGGACAGAAUCUCGUUGGCCGGCGAUCUGAGCGUGGCGGCCAGCACGGUCGACGGCAACAACGAGACCAUGGAGAACAACGACGCGAUGAACGAUAUCCUGCAGAAGAUCAACGCGAACGUGGCGACUACAACAGGAACACUGACCACAUCCACGCCGAUCAAAAGGGAGGGUGGUGGUUACAUCGAGGUACCGACACCCGUGCCAAAACCGGCCACCUCCGUGCUGGAGAACAAUCCGGACAUCACGAUCGUGAAGACGGAAAACAUGCCUCGUAAAAGGGAAUACAUGAAAGUGUCGAAUACGGAGAACAACAACGCGAAGCUGAUGAGCGGCGGUGCGGUCAGCGAGGUGACGCAACAACAGCAACAGCAGCAACAACAGCAACAGCAGCUUCAACCGCACCAGCCGCACCAACCGCAUCAGCAGCUCCAGCCGCACCCGCAGCAACAACAUCCGCAGCAGCAGCAGCAACUCCAGCAGCAACAGCAACAGCCGAAAAUCACCGAUCCGUUGUCGUUAAACAACGACAGCAGCAAACCCUAACUAUUCAGGCCUUAUCUGCAACCGGCGAAUCCCCGUGCACCGAGCGCUAGCUACAGAUCCGACCUGUGCCCGCGCAGAUUCUACUCGAACGUGUUUACACGCUUUCUCACGAAUUUCCAUUUGAAAUAGAAGGUGGUAUCACGCGUUGUCCCGUGUAUAAUUCUUCAUCGUCGACGCCCCGAGCACGCCAGCCUGGCUACCCGGCGAUAGCUUUAGACAAUCUCGCGCGUACGAUCGUCUCGUGUCAUUGGCUGGAUCGUUGCAUCGAGACCGCGGAGAGAGUCGUCACGCGACAACGAGGACCCGGAGGAUGAUCUAGAGGCUGACGCGACCGGAGGGCACGCUCUUCGACGUCGAGGUCGAAUCCAGGAAGAAACAGGGAGCGGUGAUCCGUACGUUUCGAUCGGUGCCUUUGGAUCCGCCUGGAUUCUCUCGUCGCGACGCGCGACGAACGACCGAUUCACCGUCACUCGCGUUAAACACGCAAGAACUGAGAGUGCGUCUGUCGAGCUAUAGAGAACAAUUCCUUCGUAAUGUUAGUACCUAGCGAUAUACGGUUCUUCGUUACUUCAAAAUUGGUUCGCUUGAUCGAAACGAAACGUCGGUGAGGGUGACGUCGAUCGCCCCUAUCGCUAAAAGUAAGUGGCAAAUUAAAAAGUAAACAAAAGGAAGAAGAAAUCAAGAAGGAUGAAGAAGCUGAAGAGAAAUCUUGUGUAAAAAAAAAAGUUCAAUCGAAGUUCCUUUUGAAUAACGAUGUAGAGUGUAUCGCGAAAAGAAUGCCUAGACUAUUUUCUGCCGCAUGUGUCUGUAUGGUAGCACGUAAAGAGCGACAAUAUUAUUCACCCGUAGACCCGUGGGUAUAGCGGUCCCAGAGUGACAAGUCCUUCGAGAGAUAGAUGUUUCUCGUGCGAUCGUCGUUUUUAAACGAAAACAAACGAAACAGAACACUUGCACUUCUUGCAAACGGGAGCCUUAAAUUGUUCGAGCGUAUUCGAGACGUUUUACGCGCGCGUUCGCCGACGAGAUUAUUAAUUUCUAUUGUAUACCUAUCGCUCGUACUUUUUUUCUGGCACGCUUUGCCAAUCUCGUAGGAUGCUCUCGCGAGGAAUCUUUAAAUCGAGUCACUUUUGUGAAACACGUGAAACGUUCAAAUUUUAGAUUCUACGCGCGAACGAAUAGGAGGAACGGUACAAUUUUAUAUUCUUUUUUUUUCUUCACCGCUCAUUGUCUUUAUCUCUUUUCCUUCUGUGUUUAUUGCACGUAUAUAUAUACAUAUAUACAUUUAUAUAUAUGUAUAUUUUAGAAACAUUAUUCAAUUUGUACGCGCAAACUUUCUUUCUCUUUCUCUUUCUUUCCUUUUUUUUAUACUUAGACGUUUUAAGGAACUUUUAUUUAAACGAUGAUUGCUGAAUAUCGAUGUCAAAGAUGAUCUAUCUCGAAACGAAGAUAUAGGUAUAUAUAUAUAUAUAUAUAUAUAUUUAUAUAUAUUUAUAUAUAUAUAUAUACAUAUAUAAACACACACACGCAUAAACGUCCAUUGUAAAUAUUGGUGCAAUAGUAAGACCUAAAAAAGAAAUGAAAAACGUUAAUCUUAUUUAUGACGAAAAGCGCGCCUUUAAUCGAUAUUUUAAACGGAAGAAACGAAGGAGGAGCGUACGCUGUUUUCUUUUAACGUCGUGCAAUCGCGUUCGGGUCUUUUGCUUGAUAUGCAACGGAGAGGAAAAGAAAAAGGAGAAAAGAAAGGAAAAUAUGCCCGCGAUUUUCUCUAACUUUUAAGUUGUCUCUCGGAAGAAAAAAAGAACAAACGAGAGAAGAUUCCGUACGCGCGUUACAGUUUAAUUCAAACCAAACGAGACACUGUUUGUUUUUUCUUGACUGGAACAAAUAUGAGUAUUCCUGUUCGUUGAAGAAGAAUGACAAAACAAAAAGGAAGAAAAAAAUCCCACUAAGUAAGAAGAACUAAUAGUAUAGUAGAGGUAUUCACGAUAUUGAUAUUUUUCGACGAUAUAAAGACUUAGUUGCGUUUGAGAUAUUGCCCGUGUGAGAGCGAGACAGAGAGAGUGCGAGUGUUUGCGUGCGUGAGAGAGGGAGAGAACGAGAGAGAGGGUACUUGUAAAGUAAUCUGAGGUACGCGUAAUCAUUAACAUAAUGGAUAAAAAAGGAAUCUUCGACGGCAGAAGAUGGGGAUGGUAAUGCGAAUGGACGUGUAUUGUACAUACAGAAACUGUAGAUUAUAAUAGAAUGGUGGAGUGUAUGAAAGAAAAACGCGAAAACACUGAGAAUGUUAUAUAUAUAUAUAUAUAUAGAUAUAUAUCUAUACAUACAUACUAUACAUAUUCCUUAUUCUCUAGAGGAAAUUCUAAAAUCGACUGACUAUUAAUGAUAAAAAAAAGAAUGACGUUUAACAAACGAUAAAUCGCUCCGUGUGCAGAUGAAAUAAAAAAUAGCGUUGUACAUUUACCAGGAGGAAUCGAGUAGUAUUUUCUUGGAAGUUAAACAAAAAAAUUGUAAUUUAUUUUACUUUGUACGCUUAUUUCUUAUUUUUUCGUUACUAAGCGAACGUAUCGUUUUUUAGGCCGUCAGACACAGAAAAACCAGAGGAUCUCUCUCUUGAUUACUUUACGAGUGCUCUGUACCGACUACAUUUUAUUUUUUACCACGUAUAAGUAAUAUCAUUUUAUGCGAUAACUUUGCACCGUUCAAUGUAAUAUACGUUUCCUUUAUUUUUUCUUUGUUAAUUCGUGCCCAUCGAGAACGUAGAUCUGUUUUCCAUUUCUUUCUUCGCUUCGUUUAAUUUAACCAUCGUCAAAUUUACCAUUGUGUCUCAUCGAACAUUUUGUAUUAAGACUAGUAGCUUUUCUUUCUUGUUUAUUAUCAUUAAUAUUAUUAGUUUCUUAUGUUAUUUUUUUUUGUUUUAAGUAAAAUAAGACUAAGACAUACCAAAUGAGAAAUGUAAGGACAAGUUUUUGUUAGGUUAGUACUAAAUAUCGCAUAUCAAGAACGCAAGAAUACAAAAAUGCGCCUGAAGCACUUUUGUAUUUGCCUAUGCAUGUCCCGGUGUUAAACGUGGCCGGGACGCACGAGGAGACCACUUUUACUCUAGCAAGAGUAUACGACUAGAAGUAUUAAUAUUUAAUAUUAAUAAUCAACGCGGAUUGUCCAGAAUGGAUGGUCAUGUUUUUGAGGAUCAAACGUCGAGUCACAUUGAACAAAAGAAAAAAGAAAGAACAAACAAAUCUGACAGAAAGAAAGUAGUUCAGUUUUUCGAUUUCGCAGUUCUUUGUUUUUAGUUUUUUCUUUUUUUUUCGUCUUAAUCGGCUGUUGAUCCUUGGAAUAUUUCCUACUUCUUCUUUACCGUCCAUACGGACACCAAGUUACGACGCGUGUAGCCUAUUAUUUUUUCCCACUUUUUCUUUUAUAUAACGCCUCUUUUAUCCGAGACACGAUGAUCGUUCUUUUUAACCUUUUUCGCAAGAGUACAAAUCACAACGGUGGAUUUUUUCGUUAACCCUCUCGGUGCUGCGGACACCACCUUCGAAACGUGUUCUUCCGUCUCGGUACUGAAAGGGUUAACGAUUAUCAUCGAGACGAUUAAACGAAGUUGUAUCAGUUUGUUUCUUUUUUAUGCGCUUCGUUUUCUCCUUCAUUUUCUUAUGUAUUUUCGUUAACCCUUUCGGUACAACUGGACAGUAACAGUGGUCGAGAAUCAACUUGCUUGUACUUUCGUAAUUAGAACGCGACCGAAAAUUAUUAUCGAUACGUGUAACAAAACUUUAUAUCGAAUAACGAGAGCAAAAUUUGUGAAACAGGAAUGCAUAUCCGAAUGUAGUCAGUAAAGUUCGUGAUCGGACAUACAGAAUGUUCCGUUAUUUCGUAAUUCUUGAUAAUACAGAGAACUGAUUAUAUAAAAAUGUUUUUACCGAAACGAAUCCUUUUUUACGUUGUUAUUUUAAGAGAUACGAAGAUCAUGUUCUGAUUUUUAAAUGAAAUAACGAAACUAUAUUAGUUUAGUAUAGACACUGCGUAUGCGAGCGUUUAACUCUUUCAUUCCUAAUGUCGAUUUUAGUCGUGAUAAUAUACAGAAACUAGCGUGGAUUAUAAUCGCGUCGCAACAUGAAAUGUAACUUUAUCAUGUAGUAAAAAUUCACUACUAA
Molecule: messenger RNA, 7311 nt
Organism: Megachile rotundata (alfalfa leafcutting bee)
Lineage: Eukaryota; Metazoa; Arthropoda; Insecta; Hymenoptera; Megachilidae
Biological process (GO): regulation of transcription by RNA polymerase II
Cellular component (GO): nucleus
Molecular function (GO): protein binding
Source: RefSeq, a predicted model, not a curated record